AUGACUUCUAAACCAACUAUUCUCAUCAUAUCUGGCGGUGGCCAUACCCCAGCGCACUUUCGUCCACUUCAGAUUCUCUUCGAACACCGCAGAUACGCAGUACACUCUCCACGACUACCCAGCAACUGUCUCUUGCUGGCAAAUGAUUCAUCUGCAGAAGAUGUUACUCUUGCCCGGAAGAUUGCCACACGGCUCUCUAAUGAAGGAAAAGAGAUUAUCGUUUUGAUGCAUUCUUAUGGUGGUUUUGUGGGCACCGAGGCAAUGUGUGGACUGGGUCUGAUACAACGCGCUCGGGCAGGGUUAACGGGGGGCGUCAAGUGGCUGGCUUAUAUGACUGCGGUUACUCCAAUGAAGGGGGAAUCGACUAUUGAGGCGGGGAUGGUUGGUGGGGGGACAUCUUGGACUUCACCCGAUACUCGUUCAGCAUUUAUAGAGUAUACCUGA
Messenger RNA from Aspergillus wentii DTO 134E9, 444 nucleotides. RefSeq names its product alpha/beta hydrolase. The transcript is spliced from 2 exons. Lineage: Eukaryota; Fungi; Ascomycota; Eurotiomycetes; Eurotiales; Aspergillaceae. The coding region runs from base 1 to 444 and encodes 147 amino acids. The record is from RefSeq and is a predicted model, not a curated record.